AUGGCACCCGCGCAGCUCUCGUCGGCCGCUCUGCGCGCAGUUUCCGUCCUCCUCCUGCCCGUAACGCUGUAUCUUCUGGUCCUUCUGCGGGUAUACAAUGCCUGCUUCUCCAGCCGACGCCCGGUACGAUCACCCGCAGAUUGGCAGACGAUCCUGAUCACGGCCGCUCCGUCGUCGGCAUCGACCGCCCUCGGCCUCGCCCGCGUCCUUUACACUGCCGGCCACAAGGUCAUAGUGGCAUCGCCAGAGCCGGUGGCCUACACGUCUCCCUUGCGCCUCUCGCGAGCCGUGUCCAAGUUCCGCCGGCUGGACACGCCAGGCCCUGAGCGUCGCCCCAACGACGAGCUCCGCAUCGUGCUUUCCCUCAUUCUCCACGAGAGGCCUACGCUGUGGAUUCCCGUCGAAGCGCGCGAUGCGGCCCUGCUCAAGGAGACGUUGGACGCCGAGGCUGCGAGGCCGAGACCCCGGGUGCGCUGCGCGGUGCUUGCCCCAGACAGGAGCGUCGCGCGUCUGAUGCGAGAUGAGGCGGCGUUUGCGGACUUUGUGGCUAGUCUGGGGACGGAGGCACGAGCUCCCGACGCGUACGUGGUGCGGUCCCGGAACGAGGUGCAUCGCAUCCUGAGCGGGGGCGCGUGGAAGCAACAGUUCGCGGCGGUGCGGCUGGAGCCGGAGAGCACGGCGGCGACGGUUGCGAGGAACGGGCUGCUGCCCUUCCCCGAUCAGAGCGAGGACAGCGAGGGCGACGAGGCGCGCGACGAGGUCGUGUGGCUGCCGCGCCCGUCGAUGAACGAGACGUACGAGCAGGUGGCCAGCCUCAGCAUCUCGAGGGAGCAGCCGUGGAGGCUGCGCCAGGCCGUCGACGGCGAGCGCUACACGGCCCACGCCCUCGUUCUGCGUGGCGCCGUUGCGACGUUUGUCGUGUCGAGGCCGCCCGACGACGGGCCGCAGACGCCUUCGUCGGCUCGCGCCUCGACUCCCGCCGGCUCCGCCUCUUCGGCCGCCAUCUUGCCGUCGGCCUCUCCGCUGCACUCGUCCCUGCUGGCCUUCACGCGCGCAUCCGCCGCCGCCCUCCCCACCGCCCCUUCCACCCACCUCAGCCUCAACUUCGCCGUCGCCACAGCCCCUGCUUCCACGGGCACCACGACGCGCUUCCGUCCGCUCGCCUGCGCCGCCGUGCCUCCGCCAUGCUUCCCCCGCGACUCUGCCGCCGCUGCUCGUCUUGCCGCCCUCUAUCUCUCGGCUGCCGAGCGUGACGCGUCCGCCCCUGCUGCGUUGCCUGCCCCGCCCUUGACUGCGCAAGCCGUCAUUGCAUCCACUGCGCGCCCUCGUACGCCCACAGAACCACGCCCGAGAUCCGUCGCCGCCGUGGGCGCGCUCCCGACGCCGCCAGGCAGCCCCUGCUCGCCGUCGCCUCCUCGGUCGGAGAAGCAGCACUACCAGCAGCACGCCAAUCAUGACGGCAGCUUCAACAUCGCGACGCCGCGCCCCUCUCCCCGCACCUACCACUCGACGCCCGCAGCUACCCCCACGCGACAGCUGCCUUCGGUCGUGCACCUCGCCCCUCUCUCUGUCGUGCCGCCCUCCUCGUCCCCCGCGGCCUCCUCGGCUCCGCCGCCAGGGACGCACCAUCUCCCCCACACCCUCCUCACUCUGUUCCUUCUUCCCCUGCUGUCUCUCUUCUCCCUCGUGUUCGGCCCUCGGGCCUUCGGCCCGGCACUCAAGGACCUGAGGCACAGCGCCCUCGAGGCGGCGCGCCGAGCGUUCGAGUGGGAAGACCGCGUGUGGUGCGCCUGGGACAUGGGGCCGUGGGUGUGGUGGUGGGGCUGGGGCGGCGUUUGGGGCGGCGUCGAGUAG
Messenger RNA from Aplosporella prunicola CBS 121167, 1854 nucleotides. RefSeq lists its product as uncharacterized. The record is from RefSeq and is a predicted model, not a curated record. The transcript has a single exon. NCBI's taxonomy places the organism in Eukaryota, Fungi, Ascomycota, Dothideomycetes, Botryosphaeriales, Aplosporellaceae. The coding region runs from base 1 to 1854 and encodes 617 amino acids.